AUGGACGAAACAAUUACUGCACAUACAACACAAUAUCAACAUAAGAAAAUUGAUGUUCUAAUAGUUGGAGCUGGUUUAUCGGGCUUAACAUCAGCCCUUAAAAUAAUACAAAAAGAACCAAGCCUUCGAGUGAGGAUAUUGGAAUCAUCGAACAGAGUGGGUGGUCAACUAACUAAAGUCAGUUUAGGAGAAAUUGGAGCCAAAUGGAUAACUGAAGAUCAAUGUCAUAUUUAUCGUUUACUUAAUAGUUUGAAAGUUCCAAUGCAAAAACGAAACAUUCUCUCUUCUCAGUUGAAAACGUACAGGGAACUGGAUGAAGGAUUCUUUUCUGCAUUAGCUAACUACGAACUAAUGCGUUACAUAAACGAACUUGAACUUAAAAUGGAUUUAUUCAAACCAGGUUUCACUAAAACUAAAGGAAAUUCAAUGUAUCAUCAUAUUCAUAAACGGCUGUUUUUCAAUUCUUCUCGAAAAUAUAUGCUCAAUUUAGUAUUAUUAAUUUGUGGAGCUGAUGCCAAUGAUGUAGGUUUCAGAGAUUUUAUGUCAAUAUGUUAUACCUCUGGAGGCAUUAAGAGAUUAAUUGACUUGUAAGUUAAUACACAAUUGAUUAUUGAAGCUCCAAACUAUUCCUUAUUAGAGUUUUCUAGCAAGGAUCUGUUGUAUAAACUCUUACACCAACUGCAGAAUAUUGAAAUUCUUUGUGGUCGCAAAGUAAAUGCGAUUAAUCAGUAUCGAGAUUAUGUUGAAGUGAAGGAUUCCUUAAAUGAAUAUCACAUAGCUGAAACAAUUAUACUAGCCGUACCAUGGAAUUGCUCUCAGGAUAUUUACUUUUGGCCUCCCCUACCCAUUGAAUUGCAAACUCCUCCUUUGCCUGCGGAUAAAGAUAAAUAUAUUAUCACAAGUUUUCUGGCCAGUUACACGGAAGGUUAUUGGCGCCUAAAGGGCUUUUCUGGCCGUUACAUUAAACAUGUACCAUUUCUGGUGGCACAUGAAUAUCGUCCUACUGUUUAUUCUGGUUUUAUGAUACAUGAGGAAGGAAUCGAACCACUAGUGAGAUCAAUUGUACUUCACGAAUUUGCCAAGAUAUUCGGAGAAGAAAUGCUAUUGCCUCGAGAAUUUCAACAACACAGCUAUGAACUAAAUAAUCUGGCUCAUUUGCCAUUGACAACACCCUGGAAUCGAAUAAUUUGGUCAUCGUCUGCCGCUGCUGGUACUUGCUAUCGUGGUUAUUUAGGCGGAGCAGUACAAACUGGUCUUAGAGCGGCUAUGAAUGCAUUGCUUAUGUGCCGACCUCAAAUUGUUUAUUGGCAAGAUAUUGUCGAAGUACAAUGCCACAACUACUUGCGACAUCCAGAAACCACGUGGACUUCAAUAUUUGUUAGCACUUGCAAUUUAUAUAAUGUUUCCCUUUAUACAGUUUUCGUAUGUGGCCUAGUUUUAAUUUUAACUAAAGCCUACAAGAAACACUAGCCUAGCGCUUUAAUUUCCUAUAAAAAUCAUCAAUUGAAAGCUUUGUGAUAAUUGAAAAAGAGCGAGGUGAGACGAGAAAUUGUGGUUAUUAUCAUCUUAAGUAAUUGUAAAGUUCGCUCGUGUGUGCGUCUUUAAUUCAUGGUAUCAUCAUUCGCAAUUAUCACAAGUGAAUUUAAGUAUAUAAUCGACGAACUACUACUACUUAUAUUGUCAAAGGCAGCAACAACAGUUUUGUUUUAUACAAUUUUAUAUGUCGAGAUGGGCUUUGAGUGAUGAAGUGCCAGUAAGCCUAUGAUCAUAUUUGUGUACUU
This is a messenger RNA of Calliphora vicina (urban bluebottle blowfly), 1781 nucleotides long. RefSeq names its product sheepish (gene shps). The record is from RefSeq and is a predicted model, not a curated record. Gene Ontology annotation, molecular function: oxidoreductase activity. Lineage: Eukaryota; Metazoa; Arthropoda; Insecta; Diptera; Calliphoridae. The transcript is spliced from 3 exons.